UACAAGAGAAACGUGGACAUAAUUUAUAUUUGAUUCCUCCAGUCCCCAUUCAUUUCUUGCUUGUCAGUAUCACCCACUAGCCUCAAACGUAUCAUCAACAUCUCUCUCUCGCUCUCUCUCUCUGGGCUGUUCUGUUUAUUCCAGGAGAAUAAAUUUGUCUGUUUUCUUGAAGCACAAGAAUAAUGCCUGAGAAAAUAACAACAGAGGACUUAUUUAACAAUCUAGUAGAGACCAUUGCAGAUGGUGUCUCUAAGCAGAAAUCCGUGUCCUUUUUUGAGGAAGAGAAAUCAAACUCAGUUGUCUCUGGCUUCAAUCGGCUUUUUGGACGUCAGAGGCCUGUCCAUCAUAUUUUGGGGGGUGGAAAAUCUGCUGAUGUUUUGUUAUGGAGGAACAAGAAGAUCUCAGCCAGUUUUUUAGCUAGUGCAACUUUAAUAUGGGUUCUAUUUGAAUGGCUUAAUUACCAUUUCCUGACUCUUCUAUGCUUUGCUUUGGUUCUUGGCAUGCUUGCUCAGUUUGUUUGGUCAAAUGCCUCGGGUUUACUUAACAGGUCAUCUUCUCAAGUGCCACGCCUUGUUUUGCCCGAUGAAUUAUUUGUUAGCAUUGGGAGGUCAGUUGGUGCUGAGGUGAACAGAGGCUUACAAUAUCUGCAGGAUGUUGCAUGUCAGGGAAACUUGAAACAAUUUCUUGUGGUUGCAGUAAGCUUGUGGGUUGCUGCUGUUGUUGGAAGUUGGUGCAACUUUUUGACUGUUUUGUACAUUGGUUUUGUUGCAGCCCAUACAUUACCAGUCCUGUAUGAGAGGUAUGAUGAGCAAAUAGAUGGCUUUGUUUACAAUAUGCUUGAUCAGUUCCAAAAUCACUAUAAAAAGUUGGAUUCUGGUGUUCUGAGCAAGAUCCCCAAGGGAAAGUUCAAGCUUAAGAAACAUGACUAGGUGCAUUUGGUCACUUCCAUUAGAUCUUUAGAGUUUCUGUAGCACAUAUAUACAUCAAACACUUGAAUAAAUGGUGUUAUAUUUUUGUGAAAUUAUCAGUUUGAAUAUUGGAAAUAA
Molecule: messenger RNA, 1046 nt
Organism: Gossypium arboreum
Lineage: Eukaryota; Viridiplantae; Streptophyta; Magnoliopsida; Malvales; Malvaceae
Product: reticulon-like protein B8
Exons: 6
Coding region: 183-929 (248 amino acids)
Source: RefSeq, a predicted model, not a curated record